This is a messenger RNA of Tachysurus vachellii, 4169 nucleotides long. Its product is annotated as eukaryotic translation initiation factor 4 gamma 2-like. Gene Ontology annotation, cellular component: eukaryotic translation initiation factor 4F complex. The transcript is spliced from 22 exons. The record is from RefSeq and is a predicted model, not a curated record. Bases 1 to 2961 code for a protein of 986 amino acids. NCBI's taxonomy places the organism in Eukaryota, Metazoa, Chordata, Actinopteri, Siluriformes, Bagridae. Gene Ontology annotation, molecular function: translation initiation factor activity; mRNA binding; protein binding.
AUGACGUGGUUCAAGCCGACAGAUCCAGGAAUCUGCUUUCGAAACAAUUUUCGAGAGUGGGUGCAGAAGUACCGCCUGGUGAUUGUGAAACCACUGGACCAGAAAAGAGUGUGUUUAUAUCUCUACGGCAAGGCACUGAAGUGGAUCCAUCGGGUAAUGUGUAGGCUGUUCCUUUGGUUCUUCAGGGAGACUUUUGACCCUGUUGUCUCUGGAUCGUGUUUCUCCACCCCACCCUUUCAACAUUUAUUCUUUUUGAGUGUCUUUCGUUGUCAAGCCGCCAAAGUGGAGAGUGUGGUUGCAGAGGGGGGCGCUUCUCGUUUCAGUGCUUCUUCGGGAGGAGGAGGAGGAGGUCGGGGUGCAUCUCAGCACUAUCCCACGACUGUCGGCAACAGCGAGCUCCUGGGGAAAACCCCAGGGCCUAGCGUUCAGAGAUGGGUUCCUUCACGAAGCACUAGACGAGAUGCCAACUCCUCAAACGAAAAAGAACACCACGAUGCAAUCUUCAGAAAAGUGAGAUGCAUACUCAAUAAACUGACCCCUGAAAAGUUUGACAAGCUAUGCCUUGAGCUUCUGAAUGUGGGUGUGGAUUCAAAGCUUGUCCUCAAAGGAGUCAUCUUGCUGAUUGUAGACAAAGCCCUCGAAGAGCCCAAGUAUAGCUCGCUAUAUGCUCAGCUAUGUCUGCGUUUGGCAGAGGAUGCUCCGAACUUUGAUAACCAACCAUCUGAAAUCCAGUCAUCACAAAAGCAGAGCACUACUUUCAGGAGACUUCUGAUCUCAAAGCUUCAAGAUGAAUUUGAAAACCGCACCAGAAAUGUUGAUCUUUAUGACAAAAGUGAUGGCCCUCUUACCUCUGAAGAGGAGGAGCAGCGUGCCAUCGCUAAGAUCAAGAUGCUGGGCAACAUCAAGUUCAUUGGGGAGCUUGGCAAGCUCGAUCUCAUUCAUGAGUCUAUCCUUCAUAGGUGCAUCAAAACACUUCUGGAAAAGAAGAAGAGGGUCCAACUUAAAGAUAUGGGGGAGGAUUUGGAGUGCCUCUGUCAGAUAAUGAGGACUGUGGGGCCUAGACUUGAUCAUGAGAAAGCAAAGUCUUUAAUGGAUCAGUACUUUAGCCGCAUGCGAUCCUUAAUGAACAACAAGGACUUGCCUGCAAGGAUUCGUUUCCUGCUGCAAGAUACCUCAGAGUUGCGAGAGAACAACUGGGUGCCUCGGAAAGCUUUCAACGACAACGGACCUAAGACCAUCAACCAGAUCCGUCAGGAUGCAGUGAAGGAUUUGGGUGUGUUUAUUCCAGCUAUGACCCCAGGAAUGAGGACAGACUUCUUUCAAGAUAACCCCUUCUUGCCAGCACGACUAUACAGGGAGGUUCUCGGGGGAUUGGCUGAUAUGUUUGGACAAAUGCCAGGCUGUGGGAUUGGAACUGGACCUGGGGUUAUUCAAGACCGGUAUUCCCCCACCAUGGGGCGCCAUCGCACAAACCCGCUCUUCAAUGGCCACAGUGGCCACAUCGCUCCUGCUCCUCAGACUCAGUUUGACAAACCUUUCAUGAAACCCAAUCAGGUGCAGAAUCCGCUUUUCCAGAACCAGAAUCAGCAGCAAGCUCAGUCCAAGGACCUGCCGCCACGUUUCAGCAAGAAAGGACUUAAUGCUGAUGAGAUUAGCCUGAGACCGGCUCAGUCAUUUCUUCUGAACAAAUCUCAAGUGCCAAAGCUGCAGCCGCAGAUUCCCAACAUGAUUCCUCCCAGCGCUCAGGCUCCACGCACAUCCACUCCACCACUUGGACAGCCUCCACAGCUCGGCCUGAAGUCAAAUCCACCUCCCAUUCAGGAGAAACCUCAGAAGACGACCAAGAAGCCACCUCCUGCCAAAGAGGAGCUGCUCAAGAUGACCGAGACUGUUGCUAAAGAGUAUCUGAGCACCAAGAAAAUCAGCGACGCCGUGAACGGGGUGAGAGAGAUGAGGGCACCUAAACACUUCCUGCCAGAGAUGUUGAGUAAGAUGAUUGUGUGCUCACUGGACAGUUCAGAUGAAGAUAAAGAGCAUGUCAGCAGUCUGUUCCAUGCUCUACGCACCGAGGGCCUCAUCACUGGGGAUAACUUCAUACAGGCUUUCCUUAUCGUUUUGGACCAGUGUCCGACGCUCGAGGGCGACAUUCCCCUGGUGAAGUCCUAUCUGGCACAGUUUGCUGCACGCGCCAUCAUCGCUGACCUCAUGAGCAUCACAGACUUGGCCCAUCCUCUAGAGAACGGUAUACACUUCCCUCUCUUCUUGCUUUGCCUGCAACAAACGGCCAAGCUAAAGGAUAAGGAGUGGCUCACUGACCUGUUCCAGCAGAGCAAGGUCAACAUGCAGAAGAUGCUGCCAGAAAUUGACCAAAACAAAGACCGUAUGUUGGAGAUUUUGGAGGGGAAGGGUCUCAGCUUCCUGUUCCCGCUCAUGAAACUGGAAAAGGAGCUGCUGAAGCAGAUCAAAGCAGACCCAGCACCCCAGACCAUCUACAAGUGGAUUAAAGACAACAUCUCACUCAAACUUCACACCGAUAAGGGGUUCGUCAACAUUCUGAUGACCAGCUUUUUGCAGUACAUUUUCCACGAGGUGUUUUUGAACGAAACCGACGAGCAGCUGUCCUCGCCUUCGAAAGAACAGCUGGACCAGGAGAAACAGCUGCUGUUCGCUUUCAAACCAGUGAUGCACAAGUUCCUGCACGAUCACGUGGAGCUGCAGGUCAGCGCUCUGUACGCGCUGCAAGUGCACUGCAAUGCCAAGGCUUUCCCCAAAGGAAUGUUGCUGCGCUACUUUGUCAACUUUUACGAUAUGGAAAUAAUUGAAGAAGAAGCCUUCCUUGCAUGGAAAGAAGAUAUUAGUCAAGAGUUUCCUGGCAAAGGGAAAGCGUUGUUCCAGGUGAACCAGUGGUUGACCUGGUUGGAGACAGCUGAGGAAGAAGAGUCUGAAGAAGAGGCUGACUGACAAACCAGCCAAAGCCUUAAGGGUCUAAUUUAACAUCAUGCUUUGUGCCCGCUCCAUUUCUACUCCCUCUCGAACCCAAUGUCGUCACUCAUACUGUGUUGGUUGGUUUGUUUUUGUUUUUCUUCUUUUUUCCCCCCUUUUUUACAAACCUUUUUCUUCAUUCCCCGCAUUCCACACCACAGUUCGAUCCCUACACCUUCACCAUUAAUGCACACUAUGGUUUACUACAAACACCUAGGAAAUGGUAUUAGUGCCACGAUUGUGCUCGCUUUUUGUUUUUUUCUUUUUUCUUUUCUUUUGCUUUCGAAGACCAUGUAUUCGCGAAAGCCUUGUUUCCUGCUGCUGUAACACAACACAAGCACAGAAAUGCACUUUGUGCUCAGUGUCAUGAGCCGUUGCAAUAUACGCUCCCUCGAUUGUUACAAAGAUCCCUCGACUGUAAUCGUCGCGACUAAGGUAUUAUGCCGGCAGUUCGUUUCUACCUCUUUAGCCAUGGGUUUAGAGCGCUGAGUCGAAUCAAAUCCCACCUUCAAACAGGCAGAUAUCUCCAACCUUUACAUGGUGCUCGAGUCUGGGUCGGAAAAAAUAAACAAGCCUGUUAAACAUGGUUUAAUCGCUAAGGAAAGCCAUGUGGAAGAAGAGUUCAACAGCCUUCUCUCUCUCCUGCUUUUUUUUUUUUUUUUUAUUCCCCUAAAUCAUCCCAUGUUUUUUUUUUCCCCUUCAUUAUUCACCAAACUUUGAUACUUGAAAGUUUUUUUUUUUUUUGUUUAUUUGUUUUUGUUUUUUUCUCUCCCUCUUCUUCUUUACAGCAUGUUCAGGGAUUUACCAAACUUGGCCUGUUUUCAGAUUGCAGAUGCAGCAACCAUUGGAUCGACAUGUAACCGUACAUUUUUAGACUUAAACGAAAAACUUUUUAAUUCGUGAAAUAAAGAUAAAAUGAAAUUGAACUGAUGUCAACUUUAAGAACCACUCAGCUUACGAAAACCUAAGUCCGUUUUCCAUAAUAUCUUAUAGAUAUUUAUUGAACUCUAUCAUGAAAAAAAAAACGACUGAUGCUUUAUCUAUAGGUAGAACAAUAAAAACGGAUGCACACGUGGUAUACGUCUGUACAAUGAAUUACUUGCUAUUUAAAGUGUUACUGUAAGAUGUAAGAGCUCUGAAUGUUCUGUGUACCACUCACUUAACUUUCAAUAAAGUUACACACCAGG